CACACGACACUUCCCAGCCCACCGCCGCCACCGACGCCCGCGCCGCGUGCUGCCACAGACGCGUGCACGUGCAGGCACAUGCACCGCCCCGUGUUGAGGAUUACGUGCACACCCGCGCCCCGCCGCGACCCAGUGCCAGUGUUGUGACCAGUGUGUGUGUGUUUGUGUGUGUGGCACCGUGACACGCGUCCCGCCCCAGGCAGUGACUCCGUGACUCGUGCAUGAGCGUGAGUGUGCCAGAGGCGUCGUGCGGCGUGCAGCAGGCGGCGGCCUCCUCCACAGCGCCCCUCGGCGCUUACCUGCCCGCCUACACCCCUGCCUACACCCCCGCCCACGCCCACGCCCACGCCCACGCAGGCAUGAAGCGAACACUCAGCGAGAGUGACGGAGACGACAUCUACUCCGGCGAUGAGAAAGAUGGUGACGACUGCUCCUCCAGCGGGGGCGGCACCUCUAGGAAGCGGCGCCGGGGCAUCAUUGAGAAACGACGCAGGGAUCGCAUCAACAACUCCCUGUCUGAGCUGCGGCGCCUCGUCCCCGCAGCCUUUGAGAAACAGGGGUCGGCUAAGCUAGAGAAGGCUGAGAUCUUGCAAAUGACUGUUGACCACUUGAAGAUGCUACACACUAAAGGUCUGGAUGCGCUGGCUUACGACCCCAACAAGUUCGCAAUGGACUACCACAACAUCGGGUUCCGGGAGUGCGCGGCGGAGGUGGCGCGCUACCUUGUCACCAUCGAGGGCAUGGACAUCCAGGACCCGCUACGCCUGCGCCUCAUGAGUCACCUGCAGUGCUACGCCGCGCAACGGGACUUGGCCAACAAACAGGCGGCGACCUCCUGGGGGUGGGGCGCUUCCUCCCAGGGCACCACCACCCCUGCAUCCUACCCUCCCUCCUCGUCCCUCUCAAGCUUCCAAGGGCAUGUUUUGACGCAUCCCCACGGCGCUACACACCCCACGCACCCCUCCUCGCACCCCUCCCCCAGUGCGACUCACGCCCCUGUGGCAUUAGACCAGAGCCACGGGAUGUCAGCCUUCACUGCCCCAGCCACGUCUGUCUCCGGGGACCUGGGCGUGGGUACCUGUGGGUUAUCAGGGCAGGGGUCGCGGCUCCCCACCACAGGCUCAGGGGCGCCCCAGGUCCCUGUAGUCACCAUGAGCACCGCCUCCACUGCCCACACUAACUACCACUUGAAUCUCAACGCCCACGCCUUCCCAGCUGCCGGACCCUCCACGCCCACGCCCACACUCCCUCUCACUAACCCAGUCAACCCCACGGCGUACAAUCCCUCCCUCCAAGGCGCCCCCGGGGUUAAGCCAUACAGACCCUGGGGCGCGGAGAUCGCAUACUGACACAGGGGGAGGGAGGGGGUCGCCAUGUUCUCCCCUCCCCACCCUCCCCCACUGCUGCAGGAGGGGAGGGGAAGGGAGAGGGGGUAGGGGGGUGGGGUUUCUAGAGUCAUUCCUGUGAUCUAAUUUAGUUUCGUAAUUAGUCU
Portunus trituberculatus (swimming crab) is the source of this 1492-nucleotide messenger RNA. It is a transcript of the gene Hey, whose product is annotated as hairy/enhancer-of-split related with YRPW motif protein 1-like. Gene Ontology annotation, cellular component: nucleus. Gene Ontology annotation, molecular function: DNA-binding transcription factor activity, RNA polymerase II-specific; protein dimerization activity; RNA polymerase II cis-regulatory region sequence-specific DNA binding. The transcript has 3 exons. The record is from RefSeq and is a predicted model, not a curated record. NCBI's taxonomy places the organism in Eukaryota, Metazoa, Arthropoda, Malacostraca, Decapoda, Portunidae. Bases 222 to 1349 code for a protein of 375 amino acids. Gene Ontology annotation, biological process: anterior/posterior pattern specification; regulation of transcription by RNA polymerase II; regulation of neurogenesis.